AUGGCAACUCAGACUCAAGAUAUCGAACGCGAGUUUUCGCGUGAUGAAAAGUCCGGGAUCAUGCAUAAUGAGCACGCCCAGGGUGGGUUGUCUCAAGAAGAUGCUGAUUUCUUGAAUAACUUUCCUGAGGAGAGGAAGAAGGCCAUUAUUCGAAAAGUCGAUUGGCGAUUGAUUCCUAUGCUUGUUCUCCUGUAUCUUAUCGCAUACUUGGACAAGACCAACAUUGGAAAUGCCAAGAUUGAAGGCAUGACUGUUGACUUGCACCUCAAGGGCAUCGAGUACAACAUCGUCACCGCCAUCUUCUUCAUCCCCUUUGUCCUCUGCGAAGUCCCUUCCAACAUGAUCCUCCACAAGUUCAAGAGGCCAUCGUGGUACAUGGGAGGCAUCGUCUUUUGCUGGGGUGUCAUCAUGACUCUUACUGCCUUGGUCCAGAACUACGCUGGACUUUUGGCCAUUCGAUUCCUACUUGGUAUUUUUGAGGCCGGUUUCCUCCCCGGUGCAAUCCUCAUCAUCUCAAACUGGUACCUCCCCAACGAGACGCAAACCCGAAUCGCAAUCCUCUACACAUCAGCUGCAACAGGCGGUGCCUUUUCCGGCCUUUUGGCCUUCGCCAUCGCCAAGAUGGACGGCAUGGCAGGUCUGGAAGGCUGGCGAUGGAUCUUCCUUAUCGAAGGACUCUUCACCGUCGUCGUCGCCAUAAUGUGCGUCUUCCUCCUCUGCGACUCGCCAGCCCUCUCCACACGCUGGCUCGACGCCGAUGAGAUUCGAUAUCUUGAACUCCGACAGCUUGCCCGCCGGGCUACAGUCCCAAUGGACUAUAAGGAGAACGACCACUUUAAUCUCCGUCUAUUCAAGGAUAUCCUCAUGGAUUACAAGAUUUGGCUCUUGUUCUUUGCGAACUGGUCGAAUGCCGUGCCCAACUAUGCUAUGAAGUUCACUAUGCCUACUAUCCUGACAGGUAUGGGAUAUACGUCUUCUGAUGCGCAGUUGAUGACUAUCCCUCCUUAUGCUAUUGGAGCCAUUUCGGCUUAUUUGUUUGCCAUCUUUGCGGAUAACAACAUCGAGGACAACAUUGCUGUUUGUUACUUUGCCGUCUGUCUCGCAUGCUUCGGUCAAUCGCUAACGAUUGCCAGCAUGUAUCCCAUUCUCCCUGGUGUCAACGCCUGGAACGUCGCCAACACGCCCGAUCCCGCCAAGCGAUCCGUCAACAUUGGCCUUCUCGUCUGUGUCGGCAACAUCGGCGGCCUCAUCGGCUCUUACAUCUACCUCGCGCGUGAAGCUCCCCGUUACCCGACCGGUUACGGAACUUCUCUGGCUUUUGGUUUGGCUGGUGUUGUUGCAGUUUUGUUGCUAGAGACUCUUCUCAAGAGAGGCAAUGCUAAGAAGGCGAAGAUGACUGAGGAAGAGAUCCGGCAGAGAUAUACGGAUGACGAUCUUGUUCGCAUGGGAGAGAAGAGCCCAUUGUUCAAGUAUGCUCUGUAG
This is a messenger RNA of Fusarium fujikuroi IMI 58289, 1482 nucleotides long. Its product is annotated as related to putative tartrate transporter. Bases 1 to 1482 code for a protein of 493 amino acids. The transcript has 6 exons. Lineage: Eukaryota; Fungi; Ascomycota; Sordariomycetes; Hypocreales; Nectriaceae. Gene Ontology annotation, cellular component: membrane. The record is from RefSeq and is a predicted model, not a curated record. Gene Ontology annotation, biological process: transmembrane transport. Gene Ontology annotation, molecular function: transmembrane transporter activity.